This is a messenger RNA of Nematolebias whitei (Rio pearlfish), 1779 nucleotides long. It is a transcript of the gene arhgdia, whose product is annotated as Rho GDP dissociation inhibitor (GDI) alpha. Gene Ontology annotation, biological process: Rho protein signal transduction. Gene Ontology annotation, molecular function: Rho GDP-dissociation inhibitor activity; protein binding. The record is from RefSeq and is a predicted model, not a curated record. The transcript has 6 exons. Bases 104 to 721 code for a protein of 205 amino acids. Gene Ontology annotation, cellular component: membrane; cytosol; cytoplasm. Lineage: Eukaryota; Metazoa; Chordata; Actinopteri; Cyprinodontiformes; Rivulidae.
GGAUGUAGACAGUUAGCAUUAGCUUGCUCUACUUUUCCUCCGCCGCUUCAUUUCACUCCGAUUCGCAGCCCCAGCCAAGCAGAAGUGACACGUCUGGCACACCAUGGCAGAGCAGGAGCCCACACCAGAGCAGCUGGCAGCCAUCGCUGCAGCCAACGAAGAGAAGGAGCUUGCCAUCAACUACAAACCUCCUGCCCAGAAGAGCUUACAGGAGAUCCAGGAGCUGGACAAGGAGGACGAGAGUCUGCGGAAGUACAAGGAGGCGCUGCUGGGAAACGCUGCUGUGGUCGCAGAUCCCAGUGCCCCAAAUGUCCAGGUGACACGGAUGACCCUGGUAUGCGAGACGGCGCCGGGUCCUCUGGUCCUUGACCUUACUGGAGACCUGGAUAACUUCAAGAAGAACCCGUUCACACUCAAGGAGGGCGUGGAAUACAGAAUAAAGAUCAACUUCAAGGUGAACAAGGAAAUCGUGUCCGGUCUGAAGUACAUGCAGCAAACGUUCAUGAAAGGAUUCAAAGUUGAUAAGUCGGACUACAUGGUUGGAAGCUACGGGCCACGGCCAGCCGAGGAGUACGAGUUCCUCACCACCAUGGAGGAGGCGCCCAAAGGGAUGCUGGCCCGCGGCACUUACAACAUCAAGUCCAAGUUCACCGAUGACGACAAGUACAACCACCUCUCCUGGGAGUGGAGUCUCGCCAUCAAGAAAGAUUGGAAGGACUGAUCCCCAUCAUCAUUCUCCUCUGCUCCCCCCAUCCUUCUUUCUUCCACAUCAUUCCGUCAUUUCUCUGAAUUCUUUCAUUUCUCUCCGUCCUCCAGUCACCCAACUCUGCUCUUCUUAGAUUCCAAUCACAUCAUUGUCCUCUUUUGUAAAACUCAGAUUUUUUUUUUUUUUUUUUUUACACCUGCCUUUUCUGACAAGUAUUAAAUCCUCAAAAAGAAAAAAAAAAAAAAUAUAUAUAUAUAUAUAAAUGAAGACAGCAAGCAAUGUGCAUAAUCCAGAUUUUUCAGGUUUAUAAAGAAAUCUAUGAUUUCCUGUGGUUUCCAUCAGUGUUUAACGUGUCGUUUUGUGUGACCUGCCUUGAAGUGGUCUUUGAGCAAUCACUGCUGGGAGUCUGACUCUUUUAAAGCAGAUUCUUUGGGUCAAAUUCAACUACGUAAUCUUUCAAAUGGUUUCGAUGCGAGCACAGAGCAGGGGAAACGGUUACCUCUGACCCCCGUUUUCACUUGCAGCUGAUCCUCUCCUGAUCAGGGGUUCUUCCUUCCUGUUUUAUUAACCGUGUGGCCUUAACAGCUGUAGAGAAACCCCAACAAGCCAUUUGCCUUCAGAGUAAAAACUGAGCCUGUUUUAACCCAGUUUGUAAUAAACGGACAGAGAAUCAGAAGUGAGGACUGGAGUCAUCUUUAUUUCAGGUCUGAAAAAGCCAUUACACUGACGGGUGCUCUUUAGUAUUUGUCUGAGAACCUAAUAAAUGAACUUUGAGUCCAGUUUGUACAGAUGGCUUUCAGCCAGUGUCCCGGGAGCUGUUAAACCGCUCCAUAUUGAAGAUCAUCUCUAACUGUGCCUCUACGCCCUUAAACUUAAUAUAUCUUCAGAAUCAAACAAAUCUCAGUCCUCCCAACCUUUUUUAUACACUCCAUAAAUAUCUGAAUGCUGUCUGGCUUCGUUCACCUCGUGUGUCAUGGACUGAUGGUUUGUCUGAGAUGUUUAAAUCGACACGUGCCGUCUGUAAUAAACAGUUUACUGAUCUCUUGUGUUCAAAUUAAAGUCUUCAGACUGCC